Vigna unguiculata (cowpea) is the source of this 1992-nucleotide messenger RNA. Its product is annotated as putative sulfate transporter 3.3. Lineage: Eukaryota; Viridiplantae; Streptophyta; Magnoliopsida; Fabales; Fabaceae. Gene Ontology annotation, cellular component: membrane. The record is from RefSeq and is a predicted model, not a curated record. Gene Ontology annotation, biological process: transmembrane transport.
AUGGAACAUAGUAAUAGCCCCGUGGAGACGGAUUUCGUGGAAGUGACAUUGGAGGAAGGAAUCUCGGGUUCCGUCAAAGUACACAAAGUUGUUCCACCACCCUACAAGAGCAGCCUUCAAAAGUUCUUCGCCAAGGUCAAGGAAACCUUUUUCCCUGAUGAUCCCCUUCGCCAAUUUAAGGGACAACCUCUUCCCAGAAAACUAAUCCUUGGAGCUCAAUAUUUAUUCCCUUUGCUUCAAUGGGCUCCUACUUACAACCUCAAUCUCUUCAAAUCUGAUCUUAUUUCUGGUCUCACAAUUGCAAGUUUGGCCAUCCCUCAGGGAAUCAGCUAUGCUAAGCUUGCAAAUCUUCCUGCAAUUCAUGGACUCUAUUCUAGUUUUGUUCCUCCCCUUGUGUAUGUUGUUCUUGGAAGCUCAAUGGAUCUUGCAGUAGGACCCGUUUCCAUUGCUUCCCUAGUGCUAGGAUCCAUGAUCAAUGAGGAAGUUUCUGCCACCGAAGAACCUGAUCUCUUUCUCAAAUUAGCCUUGACUUCAACAUUCUUCGCUGGGCUCUUUCAAGCAGCCCUUGGAAUUCUAAGGCUUGGAUUUAUCAUUGAUUUUCUAUCAAAGGCAAUCCUUAUAGGGUUCAUGGGUGGAUCCGCUGUAAUUGUAGGUCUGCAACAGCUGAAGGGUCUUCUCGGAAUCAAACAUUUCACCAGCAAGAUGGCCAUCAUUCCUGUUUUGAGUUCUGUCUUUCACAACAUCGACGAGUGGUCCUGGCAAACAAUAGUCAUGGGGAUUUGCUUCCUCGUGUUUCUGCUAGGUGCAAGACACGUGAGCAUGAAGAAACCAGAGUUAUUCUGGGUCUCAGCUGGUGCUCCGCUUUUGUCUGUCAUCAUUUCUACUGCGCUGGCUUUUGCAAUAAAGGCUCAACGUCAUGGCAUCAGUGUGAUUGGAAAAUUGCCUAGAGGAGUAAAUCCUCCUUCAGCAGAUAAGCUACUCUUUCGAGGUGAUCAUCUGGGUCUGGCCAUCAAAACUGGCCUUAUUACUGGUCUUUUAUCCCUCACAGAAGGAAUUGCAGUUGGAAGAACAUUUGCUACCAUAAGAAACUACAAAGUGGAUGGAAAUAAGGAAAUGAUGGCAAUCGGAUUCAUGAAUGUGGUUGGCUCCACAACAUCCUGCUAUGUUACAACAGGAUCUUUCUCUCGCUCAGCUAUCAAUCACAACGCAGGUGCUAAAACUGGAAUGUCCAACGUUGUAAUGUCUGUGACGGUCUUGGUGACACUGCUGUUUCUCAUGCCAUUGUUCCAAUACACACCAAAUGUUAUAUUGGGUGCAAUCAUAAUAACUGCUGUAAUUGGCCUCAUUGAUAUUUCUUCUGCUUAUCUCAUCUGGAAGAUAGACAAAUUCGAUUUCAUUGUCAUGUUGACAGCAUUCCUUGGUGUCAUUUUUAUCUCUGUCCAAGUCGGCCUAGCUAUUUCAGUCGCAUUAUCAGUUUUAAGGAUACUCCUGCAAGUUACAAGGCCUAAAACAUCAAUGUUGGGGAACAUACCUGCGACAAACAUAUAUAGAAAUAUUCAUCAUUAUAAGGAAGCCAUAAGAGUACCUGGUUUUCUUAUUUUAAGAAUAGAGGCUCCCAUCAACUUUGCAAACAUCACAUAUCUCAACGAGAGAAUAUAUCGGUGGGUAGAAGAAGAACAAGCUACGAUAAACGAAAACGUCUGCCUUCAAUUUCUUAUUCUUGACAUGUCAGCUGUGAGUACCAUAGACACAAGUGGAGUAUCACUUUUCAAGGACUUGAAAAACGCAUUGACAAUGAAGGGUGUUUCGAUUGUGUUGGUGAAUCCUCUAGCUGAGGUGAUAGAGAAGCUGCAAAAAACAGAUGAUGCCCAUCAUUUCAUUCGAGCAGAAUUCCUUUUCUUAACAGUUGGAGAGGCUGUAGCAUCACUUUCAUCAGCAAUGAAGAGACAAACACCAACCGUGCAAGACGCGAGGGGGGAUUUACAAUUGUGA